Messenger RNA from Gasterosteus aculeatus aculeatus (three-spined stickleback), 953 nucleotides. Lineage: Eukaryota; Metazoa; Chordata; Actinopteri; Perciformes; Gasterosteidae. The record is from RefSeq and is a predicted model, not a curated record.
UUUGUCUUUUGUUUUAGGAUUUGAGUUGAUGCACGUGGACGAGUUCAUGGAUGAGCUUCUUCAUGCAGAGAGGAUGUGUGACAUCAUUCUGCCCCGCCUCCAGAAAAGACACGUCCUUGAGGAGGCUGAGAUGUUAGAUCCACGUAUCAGCGCUCUGGAGGAAGAUCUGGAUGAGGUGGAGAGCAGUGAUGAAGAGGAUGAGGAAGAAGAGAAGCCGGAGCGACUCCAAACCCCAGAGCCCCACAGACGCCGUGACGGUUACCGUGACAACGACCGGCCUCGCCGUUCUCCGUCGCCUCGUUACAGACGCAGCCGCUCACCCAGACGGAGGAGCAGAUCUCCAAAGAGACGAAGCCCGUCACCCAGAAGAGAGCGCCACCGCAGCAAGAGCCCCCGCCGCCACCGCAGCCGGUCCAGAGACAGACGCCACCGCUCCAAAUCUCCAGGUCACCACAGAAGCCACAGACAUCGCAGCCACUCAAAGUCCCCCGAGAGGAGUUCAAAAAAGAGUCACAAGAAGAGUCGAAGAGGAAACGAUUGAUCUGUUUCCUCCUUUUUAUUUUGCCUGUGAUCUGUUGGUGAACUUGCCUCUAAAUCUUUUGAAAUUCAAUGAUGUUUUUUAAUUUUGUUUUAUUUUUCAAGUAAUUUCCACUUUAGGUCUUGGACCACUGACCUCUCUGAGAUUAACAAUGCAAAGCCCUCUGGUUUCAGCAGUGUGAAUGCAUCUGUUUCCAAUCACUCACCCCAUCGGCAGCCUUUCUGCCUCGAUCUUUUGGUUCCAACCAUUUGAGAGGAUUCAAUCUGAUUUAAAAGUACUCUCUAUUGUCAUAAAGUUCUGGCCUUCAUUGAUCUCUUUGGAUCUGUGUAAAAGUAGAAAAAUAUGUUUCUGUAUGUUAAGAUGGAACUUCACCCUCUGACGUGACAUUUGUCAUAAAAUAAAGACCGUAAUUCUU